This is a messenger RNA of Taeniopygia guttata (zebra finch), 1808 nucleotides long. The record is from RefSeq and is a predicted model, not a curated record. NCBI's taxonomy places the organism in Eukaryota, Metazoa, Chordata, Aves, Passeriformes, Estrildidae.
ACUGGUCACUUGGAGGUCACUCAGAGGUCAUUCAGGGGUCACUCAGGGUCACUCCGGGGUCACUCAGGGUCACUCAGGGCUGCGGCCCCUCCCCCCAGGCCACACCAUGUCCACGGUGGGGGAGGAGCGGCGCCACAACCCCCGACUGACCCUCGGCGCCGACGAGUUCGUGGCGCUGAUGGAGCGGCUGCAGCUGCCCCGCCCCCACCUCAUGGACGUCGCCAUUCCGGCCAAUCUCCGCUGCGGGAUCCAGGACGAGCCUUAAGCCACGCCCACUUCCUGAUUAAACCACGCCCACUUCCGCCCAAAACCACGCCCACUUCCCCGGCGCGUGGCCCCGCCCCUUUUGGGGCGUCUCCACCAAUAAAAACGCGUUUCCGGAACGAGGCUGCUGUGGGCGUGGCCUCUGUGUGGGAAAAGGGGGCGUGGCCGAUUCCCGCGGGGGAAGCCACGCCCCCAAUCCCAGGUGAGCCGCGCGGUGACGUCACGGCCACGCCCCCUCGGCCAGGUGCGCGCGCUCGGGGCCGGGGGGCGCUGGGGGAGGCCGGACCUUGACCUUUGACCCCGCCCUGACCUUUGACCCCUCCCCCAGCGCCGCACCCCUCCCCCCAAAAAUCCGGAGGCUCCCAUGGUGCACCGCGGCGGGGGGGAGACCCCCCCCAGCGAUGGGGACGAUCCCGCGGCGGCGCUGGAGGGGCUGAGGCUGGAGGACGAGCCCCCCCCGAAGGAAGGGGGAGGGGCGGCGGUGACGUCAGAGGCGAUGACAUCAUCACAGGCGAUGACGUCACAGGCGAUGACGUCAGAGGCGGCGGUGACGGCCGGGGGGCAGCCCCAGCUGAUGUUCUCCCACUGCACCGACCGGCGCUGGAUCCUCCUGGGACCCCCCUGCGACCCCCCCCGGGUGCUGGCGCUGCGCAGCUCCGUCAGGGGCGCCAUUGGCCUGCAGAGGUCCGGGAGCCUCCCUCGCCGCCGGGGGGGGGAGGGGCCAGGACCCCCCCAGCCGCCCCUCCCCCCCCGGCCCCGCUCGCAGCACGGUGCUCUGGCGCUGCAGCUGGACCCCGAAGCGUACAGUUUGCCCAGUACGUGUCUCCAGCUGGCCCAACUGGAGCUGCGGGUCCGGGAGGCGUUGGCCGAGCGGGAGCGGCUCCUCCGCGCCAGGGAGGCUCGGAAAGCUGCCAAGGCCCCGCCCACCAAGGACACGCCCAUUUCUGACGAGGUCACGACCUCUCCGGCACAGGCCACGCCCUCUCCAGAUCAGGCCACGCCCCCUCACGAGCCCGAUCUCCUGUGCGCCCUCCGAGCCCGGGGCCACCGCCCUGAGGCUGUGGGGGGGCUGCGGAUUUUGGGGGGGUCCCUGAGGGGUCCCCUCACCAAGAUGGGCGGACGCAUCAAGACGUGGCGGCGCCGCUGGUUCCACCUGGACCCGCAGAGGAGGGUCCUGGCCUAUUAUGGGGACCAAGCCCAGACGAAGCUCAAAGGCGUCAUCUACUUCCAAGCCAUCGAGGAGGUUUGGUACGACCCCGGGCGUGUGGCUGGAAAGAGCCCCAACCCGCGCCUCACGUUCUGCCUCAAGACCUACGAGCGCCUGUUCUGGCUGGUGGCGCCCAGCGCCGAAGCCUUGAGGAUCUGGAUGGACGCCGUGCUCACCCUGACCCGCGGCAGCGGCGCCUUCUGAGCCUUUCCCUCCGUUUUCCUGCCCUUUUUAACCCUCAUGUUUCUAUUUUCCCCUCACAUUUUCCCACAUUUUGUCCCUCACAUUUUCCCGCCCUUUUCUUCCCUCACAUUUCCCUUUUCCCCCUCAUAUUUCU